UAUCUCACCUGUUUAUUUGUGUGUAACCUAUGUGCAGACAGGGGAACCACUUAUACAAAGAAAACGUAAUUAACGCGGUAAAAAUAGAUUUCAUUUGGAUAGCUGGAGAAAUAAGAACAGUUCUAAAAUUUAUCCGCACGAUCUGUUAAUUAAUGGAAACAUAUGGAGAUUAUAUUUAAAAUGUGUUCUUAAAUCAACGUGUUUACCUGACUAAGUUCAAAAGAAUGUAUAUGUUUGUAAAUAACGUGAAUGGGGCGAAUGUCUACAGGUAAACAGGUACACAUUUAACAUGGUGGUGAACUUACACAUUUCUAUCGCUGUUGUACUUUUAAUAUGUUGUGUGGACGAUAUUGUAUGCUGGUCUUCGGGAUAUUACAUAGACAAUGGCGUGGAUCAGACGGAAAAAUUACAUGAAAUUAACCCGAGGAGUAAGCGAGAACUCCAACAAGAAAUCUUGACACUGCUUGGACUACACCAUAGACCAAAACCAAAGGUUCAUACUAAUGACUAUUCGGCACCUCGUUUCAUGUUGGAUUUGUACAAUACUAUUGCGGGUGCUGAUGGAAUUUUAUUAGAUGACACGCCAUCAUUCAGAAUAUCAGGGAAUAUAUCUAUUGGGGAUAUUAUAGAACCGAUCCAAGGAGCAGACGUUAUCAUGAGUUUUGUUAAUCGUGCAAAAAAAGUCCCACAUCUACGCCACGAGAAAGACCGGACGUUUUUCUUUGAUUUUAGUGAAGUGACAGUGGAAGAAAAGGUAGUGAAAGCUGAACUUAGGAUUUUUAAAGAUAAAGCUAAAAAGUGGAAAAGUAAUGAUUUUCAGAUUCAGAUAUACUUGAUAAAACAAGGACCGGAUCCCGAGGACAAAUAUCUAGAAUCAGUUGGAAACGUAACAACAAAAGCAGACCAUGUAGGUUGGUUGACCCUUGAUUUGACCAAAGCGGCUGAACUUUGGACUCAAUAUCCGACAGCAAAUCUUGGUCUUUAUAUGAAAAUUAAAUUCAUUAGAAAAGGUUCAGAAGUAGAUCCGGACAAAUUUGGAAUCGUUGGGCAUAGAGGUGCGAAAAAUAGGCAACCCUUUUUAACUGGAUUCUUCAAAGCAUCACAAAAAGUGAACCUAAGAAAAACACGUGCUGCUGAACGAUAUAAACGACAAGCUAUGCAAGAUAUGAGUGCAGAUCAACCGGAAACACCUGCAUACAGAUACGCAAGAUAUCCACGACGGAUACGACGGUGGCCCUGUCAAAGGAAACAAAUGUUUGUAAAAUUUAAAGAUUUAGGUUGGCAGAGUUGGAUAAUUGCACCGGAUGGGUUCCAAGCUUUUUACUGCGAAGGGGAAUGUCAGUUUCCUUUGGCAGCACACAUGAACGCCACUAACCAUGCUAUAGUACAGACACUUGUUCAUUUAAUGAACCCUAAACAAGCACCAAGUCCGGGGUGUGCUCCUACUAAAUUAGGAGCACAGUCUGUUUUGUACUUUGAUGACAAUUUGAAUGUUGUUUUACAGAAGUUUCCAAUGAUGAUCGUUAAGUCAUGUGGUUGUCAUUAAGUGCCUAGUGUUCUUUCAAAGUUAAGUACCUCUAAAAUGUGGUCUGCUAUUAAAAUCAAAAUGACAUAACUUCAUUUCAUAAUUUGUCUUCCAUAAAGGUGUACUUGAUUCGAACAAACAUUCUGUUGAUGCAGAUUAAAGUUUGUGUAUAGGUCAAAGGUUACCGUAUUGUUAAGAUCACAUUUUAAGCAGUAAUGUACUUAUUUUGUUUUUUUGUGUAAAAAUCAAUAGAAUAACACGAGUUCCAGAAGACAUGAUUGAAAAUUUUAAAAUCCAAAUUAACGAACACCCUUUAUCUUUAAAACUUACAUCUGCUAAAAUGAAACACAUGUUUAACAUGCUGAUUUACAUAUGUUAGUUAUUUUAAGUUACACUUGGCAUUUCACUGGAAUAUGUAAUGUACAUGUCUACAUGUGUUUUAUGUUUAAAUCAAGUGCAGAUUUUAUGAUCAUAUAUUGAGCAGUUCAUAGGUUGUGAAAUUAUUUAUUAUUCUUUUUAUGUAAUUAGCAUCUAUAUUUUGUAUUUCAUGCAUGGCCAGGCCUGUGAACAACGAAUUAAUUUUAUAUGUAAUUUAAUUUUAUGUUCUUCGUUUUAUAGCUUUUACUUUAAGUUUAUUUUUCCUAAUGUAGAAUGAUCGUAUUUGUUCUUAGAGAGCGCUGCCAAACAUUGAAGUGACAAUUUCUAAGCAACAUGGUCGACCUUGUCUCAAGUAGGGUUAUAAUAAGAAUGUAACGUAAACUACUGUUAAACAUAGACGAAUGUCGCCUGAAUAGAAUGGGAAUGUAAUGGUAAUGCGCGCAAAUGUAAUGCGCCUAGUCAUUAGCUUUAGUUGACAUUAGUGUUACUGUCGCGUCAACUGCUGUUAACUUUGUAUUCUUAGUAUUAGUUAAAACCAAUGAAAAUAAACCAUCGGCUAAUUUUAUUGUCUCGCUUUCGACGAAAGUCGAAGAAUGCAAGACAUUGGUAUUACAAUCCGGUAGCGGAGGCGUUGGCGACGGCGUAAACUAUUUGUAUAAAGCUUUAUAUUUCAGAAGGUAGAAGACGUGGAUGCUUCAUACCUUGUAUGUAUAUACCUUAUGUUACAAAGUUUCCGCCUGUUAAAUGUCCAGUGUACUUGACCUCAUUUUUUUUUUAUCAGUGAUUGCUUGAAAAAAACUACAUUUUUUUGUCAAGAGAAAUACUAACUUAUUAAGAGCAAUAUGAUAACUAUAUUUAGUAUAUGGGUUCCUUGCAAUGUCUACAUGUCAGUCAGACAGGGUUCACCUGACCUCAACCUCAUUUUGUGGAUCAGUGAUCAAGAUUAAAGUUACGUGGUCAAGUUCGUAUCUCAGAUACUAUAAGGAAUAGGUCAACUAUAUUUGUUGUAUGGAAUGAUUGUAAAGUGUACAUGUCUGACUGGCAGGUUUCUUUUGACCUUGACUUCAAUGUCAUGGUUCAUUCGACACGUUUAGUUUUUGUGGUUUAGUCUAUUUCUCAGAUACUUUAAGCAAUAGGGCAACUAUAAUUGGUGUAUGGAAUGAUUGUAAGAUGUACAUGUCCAACUGGCUGGUUUCACUUGACCUCAUUUUCAUGGUUUAUUGGCCAAUAAUAUUUUUUUUGUGAUUUUGUCAAUCUAUCAGAUACUAUGAGCAAUAGGUCAAUUAAAUUAGUGUAUGGAAUAUUGUAAGGUGUACAUGUCUGUCUGGCAGGGUUCAUACAACCUUGACCUCAUUUUCAUGGUUAGUUGGUCAAUAAAAUGUUUUUGUGGUAUUGUCAGUUUAUCAGAUACUAUAAGAAAUAGGUCAACUAUAUGUAUGUGUUGUAUGGUAUGAUUGUAAGGUGUACAUGUAUGCAUAGCAGGGUUCAUAUAACCUUGACCUCACAUCAUGGUUCAUUGGUCAAUAUUAUGAAUUUGUAGUUUGAUCUAUUUCUCCGGUACUAUGAGCGAUAUGACCACUGUAUUUGGUGUAUGGAAUGAUUGGAAGGUGUACAUGUCUGUCUGGCAUGGUUCAGCUCGUGACCUCAUUUUCUUAGAACAUUGAUAAUGUUAUGUUUAUGUGAUAUUUUCAUAUAAUAGUAACAACUUCAUAUUACAGACUUUCGACAAAAAUUAAAUCAUAAGUAAAGCAGGCGACUCAUUUCAGCGUGCGCAUUCUUGUUUGAAGAAAGCACCAAUAAUUUAUAGGUUGGUGCGAAUUCAAAACUAACGCGUUAAAUAAAAAGCUGUUUUCAGUGCUGCGUAUUGGGAUUGAAAACAGUAUUGUAAUAUUUACUUGUUUUUGUAAAAUUUCUCGUCGCAAGACGUAUCUAACGAUGUUAUUCGAAGGACAAUAUAAAUUGCUUCUUCUCGCAGAAUGUUGGUUUUGGUUAAAGAUGUUUAUUAUACACUUUUUCGAUGACUUCUCAUUACAAGAUUGACCAAUAUCUGCCAUAAUUGCAGUUGUUUGGCCAUCUUUGGGUAUUUUUAAUGAGGUCACAAAUGUCAUGUUCGAAAAUACACCAAAAUGUGACACUUGUUAAAACCUUGAAGUGCAUAUUGCAAUUGAUGAUACUGUGAAUUUGAGAAUAGAUUAGUUGAACGACUUUUAGAAAAUGGCCCUUGGUGUAAAAAUACAGCCAGGGAAAUUGAUUCUUCCUCUUUGUUUGUUUGUAAUCGAAUUUUGCAAAACGCAAUAGUUUUAUUUAAAGAAAUAAAAGUGCUCAAAGAUAUUUAUCCUUGUCAACAAUCUUUCAAAUGUUUUUAAAAAGAUUACGUAAAAAAACUGGAUAAUUGUUUUUCUUUUAAUUAAAAGAUGCUGCGAUUACAUUAGCUGCCGCAUUGGUUUUUGGUUCCCGCGCUGAAUUAAUAUUUACGAUUUAAAUCAUAUUAUGCCAGCAACUGAUACUGUAUGUUAAAUUAUAAGCUUUGUUUUUGUAAUGUUUUAUGUAAAUCUAAAACAAUCUGGUAUAGGAAGUACAUGCUUAGAUAUCAAUAUCAAUUUAUAUACAUGUCAUCACGAUGAACCCAUAUAUACGUUUAAACAUGACGCAUUACAUCCGGGUAUUUGGUUUAUAUUUUAUAUUUUUAAUGUAUUAUUGUUAUUUUCUUCUGCCUCAUAUUUGUGUUCAACUUUUUGUUAAAUUGUAAAUAUACUGAAUAACAUUACACCUGACUGACACAAUAGGGGCCAAUAUGUCCGCAGUUACUGACAUCUAAGUCUUUUGGUCUCUGGUGGUUAGUUGUCUCAUUGGCAAUCAUACCACAUCUCCUUAUUUUCUAAAGAAAUAAAAGCUGAUUUACCGCAGCUGCACAUGGACUAUCAACUUCUCGCAGGGGGCGGAUCCAUGUUUUAUUAAAGGGGCAUAAUUGAAAAAAAAAAUAAUAUAAACUGGCGAGAGGAGCGAGGCGAAAAAAAAAUUGACCACUUUAUGCUAAUAAAUUAUAUAUUUUCCAUUCAAAGCAGGGGUGCAACAGACAUACAAGGGUAACAUCACAUGUUUUUCGCCUCUUUUUACAUACAUUCAAUAUAUUUGUAGACCUAAUUCACAAAUUUUUUUUUUACAUACAUUCAAUAUAUUUGUAGACCUAAUUCACAAAUUUUUAAUUGACUGAAUCUCUGGAAGUAUGAAAGCUACAUAUAUAAUGUUUUUCGAUACUCAGAUGAAUUUCUAAAUGCGUAUAUACAAUUUUUCAUCAAAAUCUAAAGUAUCGUCCAAUUACGUAUACUUGGCCUUAAACUGAAAUCUACAUUUUGCGAUUGUAUUCAAUUUGUCUUAUAAAAUCUACAAUUGAAUUGAAUUAAUAUUUACGAUUCAAAUCAUAUAAUGUCAGUAAUUGAUACAUUUGAUGUUCAACGAGUUCUAAAUGCAAACAAAAUGCGAAAUAUCGCCCAUUACAUAUACUUGGCCUUAAACUGAAAUCUACCUUUUAUUAUUCGUCUUAUGAUAUUGAUUGACAGAUGAUUCAUGGAGCACGAUUUCAUUUCAAUCUAUAUUAAUUCAGUUUUACAUUGAUUACAUACCACAAAGAGUACAAUCCAAAGAUCUGUUUUCAUAUACUGAACUUUCAAUUAUAAUGGUAUUUUUGAACGUAUUGUAUUUAAUAAGUAGUGCCAUACAAACUAUUGAACUCUCCACAUACAACAAUUGGGGAAUGUUUUUCUUUUCUAUGCAGGGUGGAUCUAGGAUUUAUUUAAAGGGGGCGUAGUUCCCUUAAAUUAUAGAAAAACUGCCGAGGGUAGCGAGGCGUAAUUCUUUUGGGACGAUUUGAUAGUAAAGUAUGAUAUAUUUUCCGACAAAAGGGAUACGCCCUCUACGCCCCCUCUGAAUCCGUCACUGAAAUGAAUAGUAUGUUUAUAUAAGCACAUUUGUUAAAAUUUUGUUAUGCACUAUUUUCUGUUCGUAUAUAUACAAACGUUUACUUAAAACAAUUUAAAUAAACUGUUUGAAUUUCUA
Molecule: messenger RNA, 5959 nt
Organism: Mytilus californianus (California mussel)
Lineage: Eukaryota; Metazoa; Mollusca; Bivalvia; Mytilida; Mytilidae
Product: bone morphogenetic protein 7-like
Exons: 6
Coding region: 290-1546 (418 amino acids)
Biological process (GO): SMAD protein signal transduction
Cellular component (GO): extracellular region
Molecular function (GO): cytokine activity; growth factor activity
Source: RefSeq, a predicted model, not a curated record